Geosmithia morbida is the source of this 558-nucleotide messenger RNA. Its product is annotated as FAS1 domain-containing protein precursor. Lineage: Eukaryota; Fungi; Ascomycota; Sordariomycetes; Hypocreales; Bionectriaceae. The coding region runs from base 1 to 558 and encodes 185 amino acids. The record is from RefSeq and is a predicted model, not a curated record. The transcript has a single exon.
AUGCCCUCCUCCCCUCCCCCUCCAAACCACCAACCGGCCGUCGCCCUCUCCGACAUACUAGGCACGUCCCGCGCCUUGACGAGCUUCUCGUCCCUCGUCCGUCUGCACGAGUCGACAUCCUCCCUCCUAUCGGACAUGUCGACAAACACCACCAUCCUCGCCCCUCUCAACUCUGCCAUCGACGGCAUGCCUCAUAAGCCUUGGGUUGAUCCGCGUGACUACGCUGCUGCUGCUGCUGGCGGUGGUGGCGGUGGUGGCGGCGGCGGCAGCGACGGUCACCACAAUGUCGACGUGUACGAGGGUGAGGGCGGUAGGAAGAGGGCGAGGGAUAACCUGCUCAGGUUCGUCGAGGCGCAUCUCGUCCCCGUCAGUCCGUGGGACGGCAGCAAGGUGCGCACCUACAGCAGUGGGGGUGAUGGCGGGAGGACGGUGUGGUGUGAGAGGCGCGACGACGGCAAGACGUACGUUAUGCCUGAUGGAGUCGAGGUGGAAAAGGUGGCCAGCCAGGUUGGGAAUGGGGAGAUGUGGCUUCUCAAGGGUGUCUUGACUUCUGUGUAA